Molecule: messenger RNA, 3727 nt
Organism: Phyllopteryx taeniolatus (common seadragon)
Lineage: Eukaryota; Metazoa; Chordata; Actinopteri; Syngnathiformes; Syngnathidae
Gene: emc8
Product: ER membrane protein complex subunit 8
Exons: 5
Coding region: 330-944 (204 amino acids)
Cellular component (GO): EMC complex
Source: RefSeq, a predicted model, not a curated record
GCGACGGACUCUAAUCAUUUUGCAACAUUCUAGUUUACGGCCGCGCCGGUCCAGAAAUAUUAACCAGUGUGCUCGAAAGAAGUAAGAUUAAGUUUACUACCUGCCUUUUUGAAGGAAUAAUUUCUUAUUAUAUAAACUAGAUCCAUUUAUUGUGGCUAGAUUCAAAUUUUACACUUACUCAUAUGGAUACUUAGCGUCAAGCACACGCUGUGGUUUGAACGUGACAACUGACGCUACAUUUCUCCUCCUAUGACAUGGGAUAUUAGCUAACUUAUUAGAAGUAUUUUUACGUCGUGUGGCACGAAGAUCUGUCCGAUUCCUUCACGAUCAUGCCUAUUCAGCUGACAAGUCAGGCUUACUGUAAAAUGCUCUUGCACGCCGCCAAGUAUCCGCACAGCGCCGUCAACGGGUUGCUGGUUGCAGAAAAAGCCAAGGACAAAAAGAAAGACAGUCACCACGAUCCGGUCUUGUGUGUCGACUGCGUGCCGCUGUUCCACGGCACACUGGCUCUUGCACCCAUGCUCGAAGUUGCCUUAACAUUGAUUGACACAUGGUGUAAAGAAAACAAUUAUGUCAUCGCAGCAUACUAUCAAGCCAAUGAACGCACAAAGGAUUCAAGACCCAACCAAGUUGCUGAAAAAGUGGCAGCAAGGAUUUCUGAGUGUUUCAGUGAAGCCGCAAUUGUUAUGGUUGACAGCAGCAGAUUAAAAAUGAGCUGCCGCGAACCCAUUGUGCUCAUUUAUGAUCAUCACGAAAACAAAUGGAAAAGCAGAGAUGUCAAUCUCGACUCCUUUGAGGACUGGAGCGAAGCGCAGAAGAUCACGUCGGCUCUUCUCGAGGGUAGGUCCUACGAAAAUUUGAUUGACUUUGACAAUCACCUGGACGACCUCAGGAACGACUGGACCAACCCGGUGAUCAACAAGUCUGUCCUGGACCUGUGUUAAGACCGUCGGCCGUGCAAGCUUAAAAAGCGUAUGGAGACUGAUGCCAUUGCUACUUGUGGCACAGGAGCACACAAUGCUCAACGCUGUCCCGGUUCCACUUGAAGUUCUGCUAUUGUCCAGAACUUGUGGAACAUUGACCGUUUAUUAGGUCAAAUGAUCUCAAGGGCAAGCACCUGGUGUGCACUUUGGGCAGGUAGUACAGACACAAUAUGGCUCAGUGCAUUGUUUUUUAAGAGAGAAAGAGAGAUUGCUGUGUCUAUUUGUAGUUAUAAAUUAAACAUAGAAAAUAUUUGAUCAGUUUUCUUCUUCUUAACAUUGAUAUGAAGUAGCCAUACAUAGAUAGAAUCCCAAAUAAAGUGUGCCUUGAGAUAAUAGUUUCUGUUCCGUGACCACAUUUGUAACUCAAACACUUGUAUCCCAAAUCACAUUUUCCCUUUGAAAUGGAUGGAAAUGCCAUUAAUCUGUUCCAGCCCCCCCCAAAAAAAUUAGUAAGAAAAAUAGUACUCUAUAUUUUACUUCAUAAAAACAUACAGUAAUGACAAUUAAAUGGAAUGUAAAGAAUUAAACAGUUUUUGACAGAUUUUGCUUCAAUUCAAUGGACAUGGUGCUACUCCUGGUGUACAGUGGGUACGGAAAGUAUUCAGACCCCCUUAAAUUUUUCACUUUGUUAUAUUGCACCUAUUUGCUAAAAUCAUUUAUUUUUUUCCUCAUUAAUGUACACACAGCACCCCAUAUUGACAGAAAAAAACAACUGAAAUUUUUGCAAAUUUAUUAACAAAGAAAAAUUUAAAUAUCACACAGCCAUAAGUAUGCAGACCCUUUGCUGUGACACUCAUAUUUAACUCUGGUGCAGUCCAUUUGUUCUGAUCAUCCUUGAGAUGGUUCUACACCUUCAUCGGAGUCCAGCUGUGUUUGAUUAUACUGAUUGGACUUGAUUAGGAAAGCCACACCCCUGUCUAUAUAAGACCUUCCAGCUCACAGCGCAUGUCAGAGCAACUGAGAAUCAUGAGGUCAAAGCAACUGCCUGAAGAGCUCAGAAACAGAAUUGUGGCAAGGCACAGAUCUGGGCAAGGUUACAAAAAAAUGUCUGCUGCACUUAAGGUUCCUAAGACAGUGGCUUCCAUAAUCCUUAAAUGGAAGACGUUUGGGACGGGGCUUAAUAGCAGAGUGGUCCGACGGAAGCCUCCCCUCAGUGCAAGACACAUAAAAGCCUGCAUGGAGUUUGCUAAAAAAAAAAAAAAAAAAACACCUGAAGGACUCCAAAAUGGUGAGAAAUAAGAUUAUCUGGUCUGAUGAGACCAAGAUCUCAAAUUGUUGGCCUUAAUUCUAAGUAGCAUGUGUGGAGAAAACCAGGCACUGCUCAUCACCUGUCCAAUGCAGUCCCAACAGUGAAGCAUGGUGGUGGCAGCAUCAUGCUGUGGGGUUGUUUUUCAGCUGCAGGGACAGGACAACUGUUAGCAAUCGAAGGAAAGAUGAAUGCGGACAAGUAUAGGGAUAUCCUGGACGAUAACUUCCAGAGUGCUCAGGACCUCAGACUGGGCUGGAGGUUCACCUUCCAACAAGACUGACCCUAAGCACACAGCUAAAAUAAUGGAGUGGCUUCAGAACAACUCCGUGACUGUUCUUGAAUGUCUUUUAGCAAAUGGCUGCAAUAUAACAAAGUGAAAAAUUUAAGGGAGUCUGAAUACUUUCUGUACCCACUGUAUGUGUCUUUCCCACGUAGGGGCAGUACAAUACAGAGACAAGAAGAGUUUCACAACUGACUCCAUACGCUGCAGUAAUAUUAGCCCUUUUUCCCCCCCGCAUAAUAUAAAGAACAUGAGGAAUAUUGUUGUUUGUUACUGUUUUCAAAUAUCCGUUACCUAAAGAGUUAAUGGUGACACACAUGCUGUUCGUUAGCCCCUCUAUGCCGUUUUGCAUUAAGCUAAUGGACUUUUGUAAGGCAAAGUUACGUGGUUACACAUGUAGUUGAAUUUUUUUUAUAUUUGGCUUGAUGGAAAACGUCAAGUGGGAGUGGCAAACAGCUUGAAGCUUCCCUUUUUAAACAUUAUUCACUAUCUGCCAAAUUGCUACUUGCUGUGAAGUGAGUUCAGUUCACUGCCACCAUACAGUGAUUGUAUCUCAAAUUUUUGAUUGUAAGUCAAAGAUUAAAAAAAAAAAGACAAACGAGGGCUCAUAUCGAAAAACUUGUAAGUCAGGUCACUCGUAUCUCAAGGCAGAACUCAGUGAUUUGAACUUGUAGAUUGUACUGAGGAAUGAUGACAAGGUUUGUUGCAGUUUUCACACAUCCAAAACACAUUGUUUAAAAAUUACAGCACCGUAAGACAUUUUUUACUUUCGUAUAAGCACCAACAAUCAUACUGUUAUUUUUAUUAAGUUAUUCCGAUUUCCUCUCUAGAUCACAGAAAUGCAUUACUUUUGUUUUGCCCGAUUUGCUUUAUGUGUUACUGUAUAUUUGCUCCAAUGAGCCCUCUUAAUUCUUCUUUCUAGAAACCAGAAGACUGAGUACGGUAUGAUUGUGAAGAUACAAUGCAAGAGUUGUGUUUGAGAUUCCUAUUUGGCAGCAAUAGCCUGUAACUUCAGUCAUGUAUGGUCAUGACAUUUUUACAGUUGUUUCUUUUUACUAAAUGUACUGUCAUACUCUUUAUGGUAUAUGUUGAGCACUGCAUUAUCGUUGGGAAGUUCAACUCAAUCACGUCAGCUUCAAGGGAAUAUGAAUCAAUAUUUCAAUUUUUUGUGUGUUGCUUUGAUUUGUGGAUUAAAAUGAUAAACAGUGGCAUUUA